AUGAUCAAGCCCACCCAGGCCGCGCUCCUCGCGAGUGGAUUUCUGCUAUUCACUGGUCUCACCCCGAUCAAGACCCUCCUCGCGCCACACCUCGAUAUGACCCCCGCCGUCCUGGGAUGGUCCCUCGCCUCCCUCGCAUGGGCUCUUGUCCUCCUCGGCGUCUCAAGUGUGCUCCGUACGCCGCUGAUCUUCGCGUGGAACUGCUUCGUCAAGCCGUUCCUUCCAGUCAACAAAGAUGGCGGACAGAAGGCGCACCUCGACGCGUUCUACGAGGGUCAGGCCGACGUGUACGACAGCACCCGCACCCAUCUCCUCAAGGGCCGUGAGACGAUGCUCCAGCUCCUCGCCUCACACCUGAAGGCGCAGCCAGUCCCGCCGUCGGAGAAGCACAAGAAGCGUAUCUGGGUUGACAUUGGCGGAGGUACGGGGUGGAACAUUGAGCACAUGGACCAGUAUCUUCCACACACGUACUGGGACGCAAUCUACCUUGUGGACUUGUGCGAGCCGCUGCUUGAGGUUGCCAAACGUCGGUUUGCCGCCAAGGGAUGGAAGAACGUCCAUGUGCUGUGCCAGGACGCGAGCAGGUUCGUGCUCCCCGAGUGGGAGAGCGGGGAGCUUGACCCCCGCGGCUCGCUCACCGCCAUAACUCUGUCGUACUCACUCUCCAUGAUUCCGCCGUUCUAUCAGCUCCUCGACCGCUGCGACCAGGUGCUCGACCCACAACGCGGUCUCCUCGGUGUCGUCGACUUUUACACCUCCCGCGACGCCGGGGUCAAGGAGAGGGCCCUGGGAACCCAGAGCAAGCGCGUGUCCUGGAUGGCCAAGUGGUUCUGGGAGUGCUGGUUCGAGUUUGACAAUGUCCACCUUCACCACUCGCGCCGCGACUACCUGGAGUACAAGAUGGGCACGAUCAAGACCUACAACGCGCGCAACAAUUUCCUCAACUCGUGGUUCAUCUCGAUUCCCUUUUACAUCUUCCUCGGUUGCUCGCGCCAGCGCGACGCCACGGCUGCCUCGCGCGCUUUCGAGAUCGAGGCUGGCAACCGCCUCGGCCAGGGACGCGGUGGGCUUCUCACUCCUUCGUCCCCGUUCGCUUGCUCUCCUAUGUCGUCGCCUGAGAAGCUCGGUGCCGUUCCAGAGAUCACCAUCGGCCCUGCGGCCAUUGAGCGCGCUGUCGCCGAGGGCGAUUACACGCAGACCCUUUUCGAUGCUGGUGCGCCCCUCUCGCCUUUCCACUACCAGCUCCGCAAGGCCUGGCGCGUCCCCUACCUCGAGGAGAAGGUACACCAGGAGUUCCGCACGCACAUCUACGGCUGGACGUGGGAGGACCCUGACGUGGACGUCAAGCGUCUCGGUCUCAACAAGGAUGACGAAGUUCUCGCCAUCACGUCGGCAGGAGAUAACGUGUUGCAUUACGCCCUGGCGGCGCAGUGCAAGCGUGUGCAUGCGGUCGACAUGAACCCGUGCCAGGGUCACAUCCUCGAGCUCAAGCUCGCCGCGAUGCAGACGCUCGACUACGCUGACUUCUGGCGUAUCUUCGGCGAGGGUGCACACCCGGACUUUACCAAGCUGUUGACCAGCAAGAUGGCGCCAUUCCUCUCGAGCCAUGCUUACGCGUACUGGAUGAAGCACGCAGACCAGUUUCAGCGCAACUUUUAUUUCCGCGGCUACUCGGGCUGGGCUCUGCGCCUGGCUCAGAUCGCGUUCUUCCUCGCCGGCGUGCGCGGCGAUGUUCAGCGACUUUGCAAGGCGUCUAGCACGGCCGAGCAGCAGCGCAUCUGGGACAGUCGCCUCCGGCCAGUCAUCCUGAACAGCAUCAUGCUCAAGGUUCUCGGUAGCCCCGCUUUCAACUGGCAUGCGCUGGGCGUGCCCCGCAACCAGAUGAACUGCUUCCUCGCAGACGGCUCGGUCUCUGACUUUGUUCGUGCGACCUUUGACCCCGUGCCCGGGUACUCGAACAUCAAGGAUAACAACUACUUCUACUUCCUCUGCCUGAAUGGCCGCUAUACGCGCUCCUCAUGCCCUGCCUACCUCAAGCCGGAGGGGUUCAAGGCGCUGCGUGACGCCCGGGUCAACAACGCAUUGAAACUUCACACGGACACCAUCCUCAAUGUGCUCCGUGGCCUUCCUGACGAGAGCUUAACCAAGGUCAUCGUCAUGGACUCAAUGGACUGGUUCGACCCGAUCCCCGCUGAUCGCCCGCUCCCGCCAAUCGACGCGGCGCUCGACCAGGCUGAGGAGUCGCCCGAAGCCGCGCUCGAGCACCUCCGGUCCGAACUCGAUUUUGAGAUCCUCGAGAUGCGCCGCGUCCUCCGCGUUGGCGGGCACGCAGUGUGGCGCUCGGCAGCCAAAUACCCCUGGUACAGGCAGCGCUUCGAGCUGGCGGGCUUCAAGGUCGAGCCAAUCGACAUCCGCGAGAACAACCAGGCGAUCGACCGCGUCAACAUGUACGCGUCCUUCUGGCGUGCCGAGAAGAUGGCUUAA
Messenger RNA from Cutaneotrichosporon cavernicola, 2484 nucleotides. RefSeq lists its product as uncharacterized. The transcript has 10 exons. Bases 1 to 2484 code for a protein of 827 amino acids. Lineage: Eukaryota; Fungi; Basidiomycota; Tremellomycetes; Trichosporonales; Trichosporonaceae. The record is from RefSeq and is a predicted model, not a curated record.